This is a messenger RNA of Castor canadensis (American beaver), 4503 nucleotides long. It is a transcript of the gene Hycc1, whose product is annotated as hyccin PI4KA lipid kinase complex subunit 1. The record is from RefSeq and is a predicted model, not a curated record. Lineage: Eukaryota; Metazoa; Chordata; Mammalia; Rodentia; Castoridae. Gene Ontology annotation, biological process: phosphatidylinositol phosphate biosynthetic process; protein localization to plasma membrane. Gene Ontology annotation, cellular component: plasma membrane.
GAGUAGCUGGCGGCAGCGGCGGCUCUCGGGGCUGGGUUGUCAGUCAGUGAGAGGAGGGGGAAGAUGGCUCGCCUGGACCCGUUCUGCUAGAAAGAAGGGGGGCAGGUGGUGCUGCUACUUAGAGAAAGCAGAGCAGCCGUCGCCGUUGUUGUUGCGAGACUCCAAGUCGAGGUUCUGCAGCUAGAGCUCCAGGAGCUGCUUUGGUUGAAGGUUUAGAACAGAUGUGGAAAGAUGUUUACGUCAGAGAAAGGGGUUGUGGAGGAAUGGUUGUCAGAGUUUAAGACACUACCAGAAACAUCUUUGCCAAAUUAUGCCUCAAAUCUGAAUGAUAAGAGUUCUUUAAUUUCAUCACUCUAUAAAGUUAUCCAGGAACCACAAAGUGAGUUGCUAGAACCUGUCUGCCAUCAGCUCUUUGAAUUCUAUCGCAGUGGAGAGGAGAAGUUGCUUCGCUUUACCCUGCAGUUUCUCCCAGAAUUGAUUUGGUGCUACCUUGCCGUCUCAGCCAGCAGAAAUGUGCACAGCAGUGGAUGCAUUGAAGCUCUCCUCCUAGGGGUUUACAAUUUGGAAAUAGUUGACAAACAGGGACAUAGCAAAGUGCUGAGUUUUACAAUUCCAUCUUUAUCCAAACCAUCUGUAUAUCAUGAACCCUCCAGCAUUGGGUCGAUGGCUCUGACUGAGAGUGCACUAUCCCAGCAUGGUUUGUCAAAAGUUGUAUAUAGUGGACCUCAUCCUCAAAGGGAGAUGCUGACAGCACAGAACAGGUUUGAAGUGUUGACAUUCCUUUUGUUGUGUUACAAUGCUGCCUUAACUUUUAUGCCCAGUGUUUCUCUUCAAUCACUGUGUCAAAUUUGCUCAAGAAUUUGUGUGUGUGGAUAUCCUCGACAACAUGUAAGAAAAUACAAAGGUGUAAGUAGCAGGAUUCCGAUUUCUUCAGGAUUCAUGGUGCAAAUGUUAACAGGAAUUUAUUUUGCCUUAUACAAUGGAGAGUGGGAUCUAGCUCAGAAAGCAUUGGAUGAUAUUAUUUACAGAGCUCAGCUAGAAUUAUAUCCAGAACCACUGCUGGUUGCUAAUGCAAUAAAGGCUUCAUUGCCUCGUGGUGCCCUGAAAUCUAGUAAGGAAGGUACAAGGUGUAUUCAAGUUGAAAUCACACCAACUUCCUCUAGAAUAUCAAGAAAUGCAGUAACCAGUAUGUCAAUAAGAGGUCACAGGUGGAAAAGACAUGGAAAUACAGAAUUAACAGGUCAAGAAGAACUGAUGGAGAUAUCUGAAGUUGACGAGGGAUUUUAUUCCAGGGCUGCGUCUAGUACCAGCCAGUCGGGUUUAUCAAACAGUAGUCACAAUUGUAGUAACAAGACAAGUGUAGGAAAGAACCAGAGACGGUCAGGAGGAAACAAAACUGGAGGAAAAGAAAAAGAGACUACAGGGGAAUGUUGCAAAGAUCACUUUGCUCGAAAACAAACUCAGAGAGCCCAAAGUGAGAAUCUUGAGCUUCUCUCUUUGAAGAGACUAACUUUAACCACCAGCCAGUCCCUACCUAAGCCCAGUAGCCAUGGGUUGGCUAAGACUGCGGCGACUGUGUUUAGUAAAUCCUUUGAGCAAGUCAGUGGUGUCACAGUCCCACAUAACCCACCAUCUGCCAUAGGUUGUGGGACUGGGACAGAUGCCAAUAGGUUUUCUGCUUGUAGUCUUCAAGAAGAAAAGCUUAUUUAUGUUUCAGAAAGGACUGAACUUCCAAUGAAGUAUCAAGCAGGCCAGCAGAGACCUCCUAGCAUUAGCAUUACUCUGUCCACAGAUUAAUUUGCAACCUGUUUUCUCCUAUAGCCAAUGAAUCUAGAAAUAUGACUGCUUCUUUAUGAAAGUGCUCCUGGUCUUUCUUGCCUGCUUCUGACAGGAGCCCUGAUAUCUUAAAUUCUGAAGGCUCCCUUAACUUUAUGAGGGAAUAAUGUCUAGUUUGCAGUCAGUUAAAUAUGGUUGUUGUUAUUUCUUGAUUGUUACCCAUCCCCCUUGGUUUGGUUUUUUUUUUUUUAAGAGGGAGGGGGAUGGUAUUGGGGUUUAACUUCAGGGCUUCAUGCUUGCAAAGCAGGUGCUUUACUGCUUGAGCCUCACCUCCAGCCCUGGUUUGAGUCUUUUUUUCUUUCUUUCUUAUUCAUUACUGUUGCCCUAGUGUGACAAUAAAUUUUGGCAGGUUGUCUGAUUAAGUUGGUUAUAUCUCAUGUGAGAUAGUCAGUUUGUUUUUAAUAGCUCCUAUUUUGGUAGCUGUGUGUUUGCCAUUGGAAGUUAAAACAAGUCUCCACAUCAGGAAACUGUGUCAUAAAGGAUGGGGCAGAGGAGCAAGUGCAGGAAUUCCACAGUUGGCCUUUCUGGAAGCUACCCUGAAAAACAGGCAUGUGAAAAAAAAGACGAGUAUGAAAAGUGCCUGAUAAAAAUGUUUGUAACCAGAUCAUCUUUAAGCUUCAAACGGUUUUUUCAAAGCACUGGAAAAUACCUGAUAAUUCAGUACCUAAAAUAUUGUAUGAUUCCAGGAGAUGGGUAGGUACAUUUCUCUUGGUCUCUUUGGAACAUUUUUAUAUAAAAAUCAGGUUGCUGGUAGAUGAUGUUGUUUUGAAGUGUUUGAUCUGGAUUCAGCAGAUGAAAAUCCCUUUUGAUUCCUAAGGUAUAUUAGGCCAUAAAACUGAUUUGACUUUGGAAAUCCUAGUUAGUUUGGAUUUCUGUAACUCAUACAAUACUGAAGAUUUCCUGAAAAUCACUGUAAAUCUUAUAACACAGCUCUCAAGAUAACAGAAUCAACUCUAUAAUAUUGAAUUGUUUGUCUGUACAUGAAGGAAAUUAGAUAAAUUUUCAUCUAUAAAAUAUCAUGAAAGAAAAUUAAAAUAGUGAAAUAUGGACUAAGGGACAUUGUAUAUUAACUAAUUUAGGGUUGUUUAUGUUUGUGUUCUUAACAUUUAACAUAAUAAAAAAUGAAAUGUAUUUGUUAGUGAACAGGUCUAUUAUAAGAGUUCUUGUAGAAAAAACAAUUCAGUUACCCCCAACCAAAAUUGUAAUAAUAAUAGUAAUAAUAAUAAAGGUGAUAAAGCAGAACCUAAUCAAAUUUGUGUGUAGCUCUGGGAGCUAUGUGACCCCUAGAUGGAAGUAAAGUUUUGUCAUUUCAGUUAAAGUUGAGGUUCCUUGUAAAGCAAAUAUACUUAAUAAUUGGGAAUGGAAGAGAGAAAGCAAGGCUAAGGAUAAGCGUAGUUGCUGGAGAGGAAGCUGUCCACUUCUUGGGCUUUGUGUACUUUUAGUACACAAUGAUUUCCUUAUUCAUAGUCCUUAGUUAUGGUCACAAGGGGAACACAUGAUACUGUUUUCCUCUUAAACCUGCACAUGCACAGCUCAAACAUAUGAAAAAUGUUUAUGUGUUGAAGAAUGCUCUGAAUAAGGUUUUGACCAUAACUGCUUUACUGACCAGUUUAAACCCAGUUCUUCAAAAAGCUUGAACUAGUUUUCAUUCAUUAGACCUAAAUACAGUGUGAUUUUUUUAACAUAAAUGAAUUUGAUAUUUUUAGUUCCAAUAAUAGAAUGGAAUAAGAUCUAUUGGCAUAAGUUGUGAAAAAAAGCUAUAAGGCAAUCAGACUGUGAAAGCUGAUAUUGUAUUAGUUUAAUGGUAAUCCUAUGAACAAUUUUCAGUAUUGUAAAGUGUCACUGUGAAUUCUCAAUUGCCUUUUUGUAAUUCCUUAAUAAAGAAUUUCCCCUAUGUAUAGUUACUAACAGUAUUGAUUUUAUUAGGAACUAAUUUAAAAGAUAGGUAUUUUAAGCAAGUAGAGUAAGUUUGAAGAAAUAUUAGCUAGCACAAAUGAAAGAUCAGAUUUCAAUGUUUUACCACUGUAAUGAAACCCCAUUUUGGUAUUAUUCUAGCCAUUUGGUACUCAUGUGGUCCAAGGACCUUGUAUGACUGGUGUCACCUGGUAUCUUGUUAAAAAUGCAGAAUUUCAGAGCCAACCUAUUGAAUCAUUUUAACAAGAUCCUCAAGUGAUUUUUAUGCACAUUAGUAUUUGAGAAGAGAGUAUCAGAGUGAAAAUGAAUUGCUUGUCUAAUAUGUAAGAUUUUCAGUGGUCUCAUAGCCCUAGAUCAAAUAUAUUAGAUACUAGAUUACUAUAAUCUUCAUCGUUUUUGACAGCUAAUUAACUUUUUAGUAACAGUGAUGCAUGACUUCUUAGGUCUCUAAUUCUAAAUUCCUUGCAGUCCUCAUUUAUUUUUUAAAUAAAAAGUAACAUUUUGUAUUUUUCUUGCUAAUCUUAAAUGAAAUCAGUGGUAGAUACCUGCAAGUUAAGUACGAAAGAUUACCCCUUUCAUACUUAAGUUUUUACACAAUUCACAGCCUAUGUAUAUUCUUUCUUUAAAAAAAAAAAACAAAAAACACCUGAAGGCUUAUUCAGUGGAGUGAUUCUGAAUUUUUGCUUCAAUGACUUGCAUCAAUUGAUUUUUCUGGAGCAUGGAGUUAUGUUAAUAAGAUUCUUUUAUAUUAAC